This is a messenger RNA of Lytechinus variegatus (green sea urchin), 5101 nucleotides long. Its product is annotated as fibropellin-1-like. Gene Ontology annotation, biological process: heterophilic cell-cell adhesion; establishment or maintenance of epithelial cell apical/basal polarity. Gene Ontology annotation, molecular function: calcium ion binding; peptidase inhibitor activity. Bases 102 to 2273 code for a protein of 723 amino acids. Gene Ontology annotation, cellular component: plasma membrane; protein-containing complex. The transcript is spliced from 19 exons. NCBI's taxonomy places the organism in Eukaryota, Metazoa, Echinodermata, Echinoidea, Temnopleuroida, Toxopneustidae. The record is from RefSeq and is a predicted model, not a curated record.
UUUCUCAUUCUGUCUCUCAUCCAGGUUUAUUCUGCAUUCUUAAAACGGGAGGAAUAUAUUUGGACGCCAGGCGAGUCGUUCACACACCUGGGUAGAUCAUCAUGACGUCACAAACUAACACAUUCUGUAUACUUUGUAUCACGUUUCUCUUUGCAACAUUCCACACAGUCACUUCAACCAGUACACCCGCUGCUGUGCUGCCUCCAUGUGCUAGCCAUCCGUGUGAGAAUGGAGGCACCUGUAUCGAAUAUACCUCAGCAUUCCAGUGUCGAUGUACCAAUGAUUUCACAGGACUUAGAUGUGAAAUACCAGUAUCAAAUACAGCGUCUGUAUGUGAUGAUAAUCCCUGCGCUCACGGUGCCUGUGUGAGUUCAGCUUCGGACCGUUUCACAUGUAUGUGCCCCGGAGGGUGGAGGGGGACAGCAUGUGAGAUAGAUGUGAACGAGUGCAACGGAGAGAGGGGCCCGAACCCCUGCACCAACGGGACAGUCUGCAUCAAUGAAGAUGGGGGAUACCGAUGUGAAGCUCCUUGUGCCAGCCCUAGCCCUUGUCUAAACGGAGGUUCUUGCUCGACGAGAAAUACAAAGCCUUACUACACGUGCGAGUGCAUGCCAAACUACGAAGGAGAAACAUGUGAUAUUGUUGUUGAAAGAGACGAUCCUUGCCGAUCGGUGGCGAACAUGUGUCUGAAUGGAGGCACGUGUUUCUCGUUCGGAGGGGCAGCUCUGUGUUAUUGCAUGCCUGGAUUCCAAGGCCAGCACUGUGAGAUUGACACAGAUGUUUGUCAGACCAUUACAUGCCAAAAUGGCGGCACUUGUGAGAAGUCACGUGAUCAAACAGCGUCGUGCAUUUGCCCUCCCUAUUAUAGUGGCUUGCAAUGUGACCUAUUUUUGUUAUCUCCCUGUGAUAGCUUGCCUUGUAAUGCAUCUGCUACUUGUAUUGAAGAUUUAACACUGGAUAGUGGUUUCGUAUGCAUGUCGCCAUGUGUGAAAGGACCUUGUCAGCAUGGUGCAACCUGCGUGCACAACCAGAGCACCCCUCUUGGCUUCACCUGUGAAUGCACAGAAACCUACCAAGGAUUAUUGUGUGAAAAUAUGAUACCCCCGUGUUCGAAGGAACCGUGUCUCAACGGUGCUACUUGUCAGCCAGAUGAAACUGCGUCAACCGGUUACCAAUGCUUAUGCGAUCAAGGAUUUGAGGGACUAACGUGUGAAGUAUAUGUUAUCUCUCCAUGUUCUGAAGAUCCGUGUCUCAAUGGUGGGACCUGUCAACCCAACGACACGGCGUCAACCGGUUACCAAUGCUUAUGCGAUCAAGGGUUUGAGGGACCAACGUGUGAAAUAGCUGUAAUCUCACCAUGCACAAGCAACCCUUGUGAUAAUGGAGGAACCUGUGAGGCUGAAGGGGGCGCUCUUGCAGAAUAUAAUUGCAUCUGUCAGAAAGGAUAUAGAGGAACGCAAUGUGAAAUUGUUCUUCAUGCAGUCUGUACUUUUGAAGGUGUAACAUAUCAAGAAGGCAGUGAAAGAAAGGAAGAUUGUAAUAUGUGUCAUUGUCAGCAAGGUUCAUGGCACUGUACAGACAAAUUUUGCGGUGAAUUCAUGGUUUCAUUUGCCUUUGCCAAUACCAAUUCUAAUGAAAAUGACGAUGAUGAGGAGGAAUUUUCAAAUACACUCAAAGAAGACAUUGCUGAAUAUUUUGAUAUCAAUGUCAACAUGAUUCAAGUACUAACGGUAUCUGGUAAUCCUGCUCAGGUACAGUUCCAGUUACAAGACACACUAGACUCUGAGGUUGAUAUAGAAAACGUUGCUGCAGAUAUGUUAAGACAGUUUGUGACAGGUACAUAUGCAUUCCACUACAACCAAGCCUCAUAUUCCAUCAAUUCUCGGACGGUGGUCAUCGAACGUCGAGAUAGUGACAACCACGCUAACAAUCUCACUCAUAAAGAUGAUGGUCAACAGUUCAUUAGUACAACAUUGCUAAUUGUGUGUAUUGUUGUCAGUACAAUACUGGUCUUUGCAGUUCUCUUUGGCAUAGCAAUUAUUGUGGUCUACAAAAGAAGAUCAAGGAAAGAACAGAUUUAUUGCAGAAAAGACAAGAAUACAAAUGCGUCAAAUAAUGUGGCAGGAGGUGCAAUAAAAUACCAUAAGAACGUGUACAAUCCUGUCCCGCCGUGUCCACCAGCGAGAGAUGUACCUGUAGAAGUAGCUGAAAUUAGGUUACAAAAUGGCGCCGGAAAACAUGAUGUUAACAUCAACAUGGAAGCCAGAGUAUAGAACAUGGAGGAUCAAGUGUCUUCUGACCGUUCCUGAAAAAAAAUGCUCAAGAAACAAUCGAGAAUGGUCUCCAGAACUUGACAAGGACAAUUUGUAUUCGUGAAACUCUUGCCAUAGUUGUACAUUGUGGACCUAAACGCUGCAGUUCGUCUUGUUUGGGAGAAGUUAGGUGUUUUCAUAUUGUGGACAUAGAAGAUGGAUUUGAGAUCCCGAGGAGAGAAACUCUUGUGUAUACAUAUAAGACUAAGCUGUGAUAUUAAAAGAAAUGAGUGAAUAACAUGUUCCUUGGUGUCAUGCACCAAUAGACACCAGUGUAUGGAUUAAAGUUAACUAUUGGACAAUGUGCUCCAGUUAUUUGGGUGUAUAUCUGGGCAUUUUAUACUCAUCAUUGUGGCAAGCUAUUUCUUCAUAAGGAAAUACUCUGGGACAGAAGCACCACUGCCACACUAUCGCCAUCUUUUCCAAAUGCUUAACUCUUUUGCCGCAAGAAAACACGAUGAACUAGAACAUUCAUUCUACCUUUAUUCCAAACUAUUUACAGCAACUUCAACAUAUUUUUCUUGGAUAUCCUUGAUUGAGUUUGGAAACAGUUAUAUACAAUAUCGUCAUUGUCAAGUGAUUACAACAACUGCUGCCAUAAGACCAAAGUGUGUGCCCUAAGACCAAAGGACAGAAAAGAGUUGAUUGCAAUAAAUGUUUUAACAAACUAUGAGACCACGGGCAACCAACCUUUAUGAUAUUUCAAGUGAUAAAAACAAAUACAAAAGGUGAAAACAAGGUCAAAAGAAUGAAGAGGAGUCUUAAAAAAACAAUACUGUGUCAUGCCUAAUUUUUUCAUUCACGGUAUAAAAUGAAGUCACCUGAAAAGUAAUUUUGCCCCCACACCCAUCAAUACCCUGACGUCAUUCCUCUCUAUGUCAUUAUGAUGUUCUUGAACAUUAAUAUCUCAAUAUUUUCUUAGUAUUAUUCACAUCUGAAAUUUGACAAAUCAGCAUCAUUAACCGAUUUGAUGAACAAGUUCAAUUUCAUGUAUUUUUCUUUUCAACUCAUACGAAAUUCGAAUUCAAAUGAUAUAAUACAUCAUAGUAUAUCCAUCAUAUAUUAUUGUAUCAUGUAUUUAUCAUUUCAUAUAUUACUAAUAACUAAGAUGGAUGAUGGAUUUUGCUAAUAAGAUUAUAUUUAUUGCUUUUGAUUAUGAAAGUUAUUCUUGCCAACAUUCCGUUUCAAACUCUUUUCUAGCUAAUCAUCUUAAGGAAAGGGAGUAUAUUCCUAUCCCCUCUUUAUCCCCCUUUUCAAGAUCUGUGACGAAAACAUACAGAAUAUAAUUUUGUUGGUGUGUUAUAUGAAUUUUCUUUAUUAUUAUUUAAGAUGUCAAUAUGCUAAUGAUUCUUCAAAAUUUAAUUGAGAUUUCCACUUGAGCCAAUUACUUGUAUUGCAACUUUGUUGAAAGUGUUUAAACUUUGCACUAUUUAAAUAAACAGAUGGCAUCAUACCUUUCAUUUCCAACCAUUAUAAAGUAUCGGUUGGAUCAAUGAAGAUAAAAAAGAAAUCUGCAUUUUUUAUCUUUUGAUACAAAAAGGUAUGUAGAUUUUCAGUUAAAACAUUUCCAAGUUUGUUUUAGUCAUUCAUAAGAAUAUCCAGAUCGAACUAAAAUAACAAUAUUUAACAAUUUCCUUGAUUUUAAAUACAAACCUAGUUGAUUUUUGGUGGAGAGCUGUCAAACUCUGCAUAAAAGCUAUUCAAACGUAGUAAAUAUGUAGUAAAAUAUGUGCCUAAAUCAUAAAUUCCUUGUAAUUAAUAACUGUUUUGUGUCAAUUUGUGAAUGUAUGUACUGCUGUUGAAUAAAUCCAAUAAUAUAGAAAAUAUCACAUAAAAUAAUAAUUAUUUUACAUAUGAUCUGGCCAAUAUACAAAAGUUUUACUUGUGGAUACGACUCAAUACUUUGGCUUGUUCAUAUAAUAAUGCUAAAUAAUAUCAAUAAAAAUUUAACACUUAUGGGCAUUAAAUAUAGCUGCAAGAAAUGCUUGAACGAAAUAUCAGUUGUAAAAUUUAAUGUUUACGUUUUAAUGUGUCCCAAAUUUAGAAGAUAAAACGCACUUGCAAAAAAAGUAUUGAUAUCAAAAGCAUGCACAAAGUUUUAAUGAGUCUUGUUUGUAAAUUUGAAUGAUGAAAAGUGAGAUCGUGAUUUUCUGAAAGUUCUUUUUUAUCUUGUUCAACUUAAGUAAAUGUUAAAUGGCACUGGAGCUUUUACAAUAAUAUUUUGCUUUUUUCUUGGAAAAAAUGAAAUGUGCAAUUCACAAGUUGUAAUUUUAUACAACACUACUAUUUUAUAUUGUUCUCAUCUAAAAUAUGUAAAUUAUCGAUGUGCGUUUGUCUUAUUUGUAAAUGAUUUAAUCUGUUAGCAUUUUAAAUACUAUUUUGAAAAUUAGGAGCAUAAUUGUUGAGGUUUCGUGGUGUAGCUCCAUAUAAAAAUUUAUCAAAGUGAAACCAUAACAGUUGUUAAAUGAAUUUCACAUUCUAAUUUUGAUAUUGUUUUGUUAGCCAAAAGAAAAUGAAGAUAAAAUCUCACAAAAUAAUGUAUUCUUUAUUCAUAUUGCAUUUUGUAUUCCCGCACCACCCUUAAUGCCGAGUUGAAUAAAAGUUGUCACUAUUUUGCUUGCUAUGUGUAGAAAUAAGACCUGCAAAUAAACAUAUACGAAGAAUGAUAUGUACAAAUUGUAUUUAAUUAUGAGAUCUUCCAAUUAUGAAGUUUACACGUUAAUCUGUAUAUUUGGGUACCUGUCCGAAAUGAUUUGAAUAAAUUCUGUUUUAUACGAAAUAAAAUGUAA